Molecule: messenger RNA, 1237 nt
Organism: Ceratotherium simum simum (southern white rhinoceros)
Lineage: Eukaryota; Metazoa; Chordata; Mammalia; Perissodactyla; Rhinocerotidae
Source: RefSeq, a predicted model, not a curated record
AUGCACUCAGGGCCUAUUAAGAAGAGGCCACUUCUAGGAGUAAAAAUUGGCUGCCUGUUUGCCCUGCUGGCUCUCACUCUGGUCUGCGGCCGUAUUCCCAUCUGCUUCAAGUGGUUCCAGAUAGAUGAAGCCACUGGUCAUCACUGCCGGGUCCUUCGUCUCCUGGGCUGCACUUCUGCUGGUGUUUUCUUGGGAGCAGGGUUCAUGCACAUGACCGCUGAAGCCCUGGAGGGAAUUGAAUCAGAGAUCCAGCAGUUUGUGAUGCAGAACAGGACAGAAAGUAAGAGAAAUUCUUCUGAUGAUGCUGAUUCAGCUCAGAUGGAGUAUCCCUAUGGAGAGCUCGUCAUCUCCCUGGGCUUCUUCCUUGUCUUCCUCUUGGAGUCACUGGCAUUGCAGUGCUGUCCUGGGGCUGCUGAAGGAUCAACAGUGCAUGAGGAGGAUGGGGGGGCUCAUGUCCUUGGACUCCACAGCCAUGGGCCUCUGCCCUCACCCUCACAGGGUCCCCUUUGAGCCCUCGUCCUCUUGCUCUCACUCUCCUUCCACUCGGUGUUUGAAGGUCUGGCUGUGGGGCUGCAGCCCACUGUAGCCGCUACCGUGGAGCUCUGUCUUGCUGUCCUGGCUCACAAGGGGCUCAUAGCCUUUGGCGUAGGACCGCGGCUGGUGUGGACAGGCACUGGAUCACGAUGGGCCAUGUUCUCCAUCCUGUCAUUAGCUCUCAUGUCCCCUCUGGGCCUUGCUGUAGGGCUGGCUGUGGCCCAAGGAGACUCUGAAGGGGGGCGAGGCUUAGCCCAGGCUGUAUUAGAGGGUGUGGCAGCAGGCACCUUCCUCUAUGUCACCUUCCUAGAAAUUCUGCCCCGAGAUCUAGCUGGUCCUGAGGCCCCUCUAGCCAAGUGGGGCUGUGUAGCUGCUGGUUUCACCUUCAUGGCCUUUAUUGCCCUGUGGGCCUGAAAGAAUCCUGACUUUUCUGAUGGACUUAUCUAGAAUGUCCUCCCUACCCACAGGAGACACCUCCCAAAUAUGUUUGGCCUUCAAAUAUUUCUUCACUGAGACAUUCACUAGGCAUCAUCUCCAUUGACUGGAACCCAGCAUUUCCCUACAUGAGAUCCCAUUUCUCACCCAGGGCUGAGAAAAGGAGUUUAGGUUGACUACCUAUAAAUUGAAGAAUUGACAUAAACACCAUCUCCAGAUUUGACUCUUGUCCCAUUUAUGCUACUGUGUGUAAUCAAUGUCCAUUUCA